This is a messenger RNA of Anisakis simplex (herring worm), 573 nucleotides long. The record is from the annotation of a GenBank genome assembly. Lineage: Eukaryota; Metazoa; Nematoda; Chromadorea; Rhabditida; Anisakidae.
AUGCGUAUUCAUGAAGCAGUCUGUUUGAUGCUUGAAAUAAUGAAGUUUUUUGUGAAUGGCAUCAUGUCGCAUUCAGAUUCAAAUCUUCUUUUUGUUGCAGGUGUGAAGUUGACUCGUUCGGAACGAAUUGCUCUCGAGGGUACAGCUGGGGCGAUGGAAACGUUAAUUUCGGUGGAUACGUCCAGCAUUGACCAUCGAUUACCCACACCAGAAACAAUGAAGCAGUUGUACAACGGCAUACCUUUCGAUGAGCUACCAAUCGUCUUCAUCAAAGCAUCCAAGAACAACACACUUGUGAUGGUCACCGAUUAUAAAUUCAAUAUAAUCACAUAUACAUCGUGUCGAUUAGAAGGCUUCAAGAACGCUCGUAAAAAGACAACUAUUGCUGGUCAAACGACUGGAGUUGCAGCUGGGCAACGACUGGUUCGACGAGGCAUCCGAACAGUUCGGGUACAGGUUAGGCGAUUUUACGCAUUCUUACAUCGCUUUUUUCGUGAUUCAUUCGGAAUUCGUGUUACUGAAUUAUUUCUUGGUUCGAUAAUUCAAAGGAAUAGAUGUGAUCAAUUGAUUUAA